Molecule: messenger RNA, 1762 nt
Organism: Heteronotia binoei (common prickly gecko)
Lineage: Eukaryota; Metazoa; Chordata; Lepidosauria; Squamata; Gekkonidae
Gene: NEUROD6
Product: neuronal differentiation 6
Exons: 2
Coding region: 243-1256 (337 amino acids)
Biological process (GO): regulation of DNA-templated transcription; nervous system development
Molecular function (GO): protein dimerization activity
Source: RefSeq, a predicted model, not a curated record
GAGAAAAGAUCACAUGGUUUUCUCUGCCCUGUGACGUCACCAGCAGAUGGCAUGGGUACCAGCUCUGGCAGUUGGCAUCAAUGUCACUUUUUAGAGAUCAAUGAGAUAGUGCAGAUACACACAGAUCUAGACUCCAGCAGACGAUGCGACAUUCAGAUUGAAAAGAUCUGGAAGGCAAAAAAUGAAAAUUGAUUAUUGAAUGAGAUUUUUUUUAAAGGCCAAGGUAACAUAAGAUUAACGCCAUGUUAACACUACCAUUUGAUGAGUCUGUUGUAAUGUCAGAGUCCCAGAUGUGCCGAAAGUUUUCCAGAGAAAGUGAGGAUCCAAAGCAAAUCAAGAAACCAGAAAGUUUUGGGAAGCAGAUUACACACCAAGGAAAAAGCAUUAAAAGACUGACAGUGGAAGAUACAGAAAAAGAGGAGGUGGAAGAUGACCGAGAGGAAGAGGAUGAAAAUGGUCUACCCAGGAGGAGGGGCCUCCGUAAAAAAAAGACAACCAAGAUGAGAAUGGAUAGAGUCAAAUUCAGGCGACAGGAAGCCAAUGCAAGAGAACGGAGCAGAAUGCAUGGUCUCAAUGAUGCGCUGGACAAUUUAAGGAAAGUGGUUCCUUGUUAUUCCAAAACACAAAAACUGUCUAAAAUAGAAACUCUGAGACUUGCCAAAAAUUAUAUAUGGGCUCUUUCAGAGAUCUUACGAAUUGGCAAGAGGCCUGAUCUGCUGACAUUUGUUCAAAACUUGUGCAAAGGUCUCUCCCAACCAACGACAAACUUGGUGGCGGGAUGCCUACAGCUGAACGCCCGAAGUUUCUUGAUGGGUCAGGCAGGGGAAACUGCCCAUCAUGCCAGAUCUCCUUACACCACCUUCUACCCACCCUAUCACAGUCCAGAGCUGAGCACUCCUGCGGGCCAUGGAACACUUGACAAUUCCAAGUCCAUGAAACCCUAUAAUUACUGCAGCGCUUACGAGUCCUUCUACGAAAGCACUUCUCCUGAGUGUGCCAGCCCUCAGUUUGAAGGUCCCUUAAGUCCUCCCCCAAUUAACUAUAAUGGGAUAUUUUCCCUCAAGCAAGAAGAAGCUUUGGACUAUGGUAAAAACUACAAUUAUGGCAUGCAUUAUUGUGCAGUGCCACCCAGGGGUCCCCUUGGGCAGAGUUCCGUAUUCAGGUUGCCUACUGAGAGCCACUUCCCUUACGACCUACAUCUGCGCAGCCAGUCGCUCACCAUGCAAGAUGAAUUAAAUGCAGUUUUUCAUAAUUAAUGAGGAAAGUGAAAAUAAACAGUGGUCAUUCACCUCUCCCUCUAAUUAAGAUAAAGCAGAUGCCUGUGCCCCGUCUAAUCGGAGCAACUCUAUUUAAAGAAAAAUACAAAUGUGUUUGCUAGUUUCUAAAGUGUGUCAGCUAUUGUGGGGCAUUUUAUUUUCUAUGUAAUAACAAUAAAAAUAAAUAAUUUUACUUAUUACUAUUUAAUUCCAACUGGAUUUUGGUAAGCACUGUGAGGUUUUGUUUUAACUGGAUUUUUUAAAGAGUAUUUCCUCCCCUCCCCCUUCCUCCCCUAUUGGUUCAGUUUUGUUGAGCAGUGUGUCUAAAUAAAAAUUGUUGAGUUGAGAAAAUGCACACUGUAUGAAGUCUGCAACUGUAUUUUGAUUGUACAGCAACUAUACCAAUGCAUGCUAUUCAAAUCGGAUGAGUAAAAUGAUGUAUUUAUAAUAAUUAGAAACAAUAUGUAAUGGGGAAGAAGUGAAUUUAUAAAAAUUCUUCAGAUGUU